Molecule: messenger RNA, 1364 nt
Organism: Pectinophora gossypiella (pink bollworm)
Lineage: Eukaryota; Metazoa; Arthropoda; Insecta; Lepidoptera; Gelechiidae
Product: glucose-1-phosphatase-like
Exons: 1
Coding region: 167-1348 (393 amino acids)
Biological process (GO): dephosphorylation
Cellular component (GO): outer membrane-bounded periplasmic space
Molecular function (GO): sugar-phosphatase activity
Source: RefSeq, a predicted model, not a curated record
UAGUUUCUUUUAUCACUUCGUCGAGCGACUAUCGCUUGGAGAAACGUGUUAGUAGUCGACUUCACCAACGAGUGUCAUUACGCUUCAAUAGCCGGACAUUUUCUAAAUUUCAUAAAUGGCUGAAUGGUCCGUUGCCUGCAUCUCGUGAAAAAAUAUACUGUCAAAAAUGGCGGCAAAAUUCCUAUUAUUUGCUUUUAUAAUGUGCAGUGACGUAAUCGCGUAUAAACUUACGCAAGUGCUGAUUAUAAGUAGGCAUAAUGUUCGCGCGCCUUUGACAUUGGGAUUGGAAGAAGUUACGCCAAAAAUUUGGCCGAAAUGGCGCGAAGAAAUCGGACAUUUAACUUCUAAAGGCAUGUUAUUGGAAAGUUACAUGGGCGAAUAUUUUUCCCAGUGGUUCAUGAAAGAAGGAUUGUUUAACAAAUCGUGCCCUCAAGAAGAAUCAGUGUAUAUUUACGCGAACGCCGUCCAGAGGACGAGAGAAACGGCAAGAAUUUUCAGUGAAAAUGCGUUCAAAAACUGCAAUUUGAAAGUGAAUUUUAAAGCCAACGUUACGACUGAUCCCGUUUUCCAUCCAGUGAUUUUAAAUGACAAUGAGACGUUCAAGGAUAUCGCUGUUAAUGAAAUGCAGAAAAAACUCGACGAAUUACAACUUAGAGACGCUUAUUUGAAACUAAACAAGAUUUUAAGCUUCAAUGAGUCGAAAAUUUGUAAAGAAAAAUCGUUUUGUAAUUUAGCGGAGGCUAAAGACAGGGUUCUGUUUAAAAUUGGUGAGGAACCGGACAUCUAUGGACCUUUACAUAUUGGGAACGUUGUCGUUGAUAAUUUUUUAAUGUCCUAUUAUAGUGGAAUGCCGUUAAAAAACAUUGGCUGGGGCGAGAUUCAACCGGAGAUGUGGGAAUCUUUGACGAGGAUCUCUAAAGAAAAUCAGAAUGUUCGAUUUAAUACCACCAGUUUGGGACAACAUGUUGCUAAGCCGUUACUCAAAGUAAUGCAUGAAGUUUUAACAAAUGACAAAUUAAAACUUACUUUACUAGUUGGACACGAUUCAAAUAUAAAUUCCAUAAUAGCCGCGAUUGGCUUUAAACCAUUUGAUUUGCCAAAUCAUUUCGAAAGAACGCCUGUUGGUGGAAAACUGGUAUUCCAAAAGUUGUACGAUAAAAUACUCAAUCGUUAUUUAUUAAAAAUAAACUAUGUUUAUCAAAGCACUGAACAGACUAGACAUGGGAUGAAACUGUCUUUGAAAAGUCCUCCAAAAUCAGUCCAACUUGUUUUAAAAACCUGUAGUUUAGACAAAAGUGACUUAUGUCCUUGGGACGACUUUAUCAAAAUAAUGGAAAAAUUUAAAUAAAUUGUUUAUUAUGUUC